UUCCAGUCCGCAGUAGGCAUUGGCAGAUAGUAGCAGACACAAGAGGGACCUGGCGUGAACUCCGGUGGCUGCCACCGUCGUGGUCUUUCCUUGAUUUCAGGAGCCCAAAAGGGAGCAGCACCAAACAACCAAACAUCCGUCUAAACACUCGACCGCGACGCGGUCUCCUUGUUAUCGAAAUGGACGUCAACUCUGACCCUAGCAGCUUCCCGACGGGGACCUCCGAGGCCGCCGGGAUCGCCGACUUCUACCGCGGGCGCAGCGUCCUGGUGACGGGCGCCUCGGGGUUCAUGGGCAAGGUGCUGGUGGAGAAGCUGCUGCGGUCCUGCCCAGAGGUGGAGGCAGUGUUCGUCCUGCUGCGGCCCAAGGCGGUCCGCGGGGAGCUGCAGCGGGAGCCGCUCGGGGUGCACGAGCGCCUACAACGUAUCCUGGCCACCCCGGUGUUUGAUGGGCUGCGCCGCAGCCGGCCGGAGGCCCUCGCCAAGGUGACGGCCGUCGCCGGGGACAUGUCCGCACCGGGACUCGGCCUCUCGCCGUUGGACCGGGCGCGGAUCCGCGCGGCCGUGACCGUCGUGUUCCACGUGGCCGCCACCGUCCGCUUCAACGAGCACCUCAGGAUGGCAUUCCAGAUCAAUGUCCAGGGAACGCGCGCCGUGCUCGACCUGUGCCGCGAGAUCCCUGGGCUGGCCGCGCUGGUGCACAUGUCAACCGCAUACUGCAACUGCAUCCGGAAGGACGCGACCGGGGAGGUAGUGUACCCGGCGCCCACCACGGCGGACGCCCUGCAGUCGGAGCUCGACCGAAGGGACGACAAGCAGGUCGAGGAGGACACGGCCAGCCUGAUUGGAGGUUACGUCAACACGUACACCUUCACGAAAGCCGUCGCCGAGAACGUGGUGUUGGAGGAAGGCGUGGGCCUGCCCGUGGCCAUCGUGAGGCCGUCUAUCGUGUGCCCGUCGGUGCGCGAGCCCUUCCCAGGGUGGGUGGACAGCCUGAACGGGGCGGUGGGGCCCUGGGUGGCGAUCGGCAUGGGCACGCUGAGCUGCAUUUACGGGGACUUCGACAAGGUCGCGGACGUGGUCCCGGUGGACGUCUGCAUCAACCUGACGGUGGCGGCGGCGUGGGGCUGCGCGGCCGGUGACGCCCGCGACCUCACAGUGUACAACUGCGUGACGGGCGCCACCGCGCCGAUCACUUGGGCCCGCCUCACGGCCCUGUGGGUGGAGGCCACGCGCCGCCGGCCCUUCGCCAGGUCACUCUGGAUGCCUGCGAUCAACUUCACCACCUCGCGCCUCUACCACCGGCUCUGCACCGCGCUGGGGAAGACCUUGCCGGCCCACCUCGUCGACCUGGCCGCGCAAGCUGCGGGGAGGAAGUCUCCGAGGAUGACCCACCAGGUCAACAGACAGACGCACAUGAUGAAGGCGCUAGACUUCUUCACCACACAGGAGUGGCCCUUCACGGACGACAACGUGCGGUCUCUGUGGUCGAGGAUGGACGCCCGGGACCGGGAGGCGUUUCCCUUCGACGUGUCCACCCUGGACUAUGAGGAGUACACGAAGACGAACCUGUACGGCACCAGAAAGUACCUACUGAAGGAGCAGGAUAGCGAGAGUUCGAUACUGGAGACCAGGUCCCGGCUGCGCAGAAUGGAAGCCGUCUACCAGAUGGUGGUGCUACUCUCAGUACCGUUGCUAGUGGCCGGAUCACUCUACACACAAUUGUAAACGUACAGAGCAUGCAAUGUUGAUUUCAUAUUUGAUACUUUUUUUUUCUAGAAGAUAAAAUACGCAACAAUGUUUUUCUGUAUUUUUCUGACUCAAUUGCAAUAAAUUUUGCCAU
Frankliniella occidentalis (western flower thrips) is the source of this 1842-nucleotide messenger RNA. RefSeq names its product putative fatty acyl-CoA reductase CG5065. The transcript has 8 exons. The record is from RefSeq and is a predicted model, not a curated record. Lineage: Eukaryota; Metazoa; Arthropoda; Insecta; Thysanoptera; Thripidae. Gene Ontology annotation, molecular function: alcohol-forming very long-chain fatty acyl-CoA reductase (NADP+) activity. Gene Ontology annotation, biological process: long-chain fatty-acyl-CoA metabolic process. Bases 180 to 1727 code for a protein of 515 amino acids. Gene Ontology annotation, cellular component: peroxisome.